AUGCCGGACUCCUACCCAAAUGCACUGAAAAGGAUGAAAGGUAUUGAAAGGAAAAUGGAAAAAGACACAGUUUUUGGUAAAAGGUAUGAGGAACGCAUUAAUCAUUUGCUGGUUAAUGAUUAUGCGCGUGAACUGAUUGAAACUCACGUCACACCGAACACAUGGUACUUAUCACACUUUGGUGUUGACAACCCCAAUAAAUGCAAGCUUCGGCUGGUCUUCAACGCUGCCGGUAAGGUAAAUGGUUUAUGUCUUAACGACUAUUUACUCACUAGGCCCGACCUACUGUCAUCACUUCUUGGUAUUAUGCUGCGCUUCAGGGAAAGAAAAAUCGCAGUAACAGGUGACAUAAAGGACAUGUUCCUAAGAGUCAAGGUUCACGCCGAAGAUCAGAACGCUGUAAGGUUUUUAUGGAGGAGCAGCCCUACGGAUAGAUUUAAAACGUAUGUAAUGACUUCUUUAAUUUUUGGAGCUAACUGCUCACCCUUUGUUGCUCAAUUUAUUAAAAACAAGAACGCCCGGCGAUAUUAG
This is a messenger RNA of Parnassius mnemosyne (clouded apollo), 531 nucleotides long. The record is from the annotation of a GenBank genome assembly. Lineage: Eukaryota; Metazoa; Arthropoda; Insecta; Lepidoptera; Papilionidae.